This is a messenger RNA of Spirometra erinaceieuropaei, 2086 nucleotides long. The record is from the annotation of a GenBank genome assembly. Lineage: Eukaryota; Metazoa; Platyhelminthes; Cestoda; Diphyllobothriidea; Diphyllobothriidae.
AUGGUAACUUGGAAAUUUAUUAAAAUAUUACCGACUUGAAUUUCAGGUUGAAUUGUCCAAAGCAGAGAUUGAAGGUAAGCAAGUUAAAACACCAAAGUCUCCCCUAUUUCACGCCGCUCUAUUCCUCGUGUAAGUAGCUACCAAGCAGAAGUUACACGAAAAACCCGGGUUUUUUGUUUCAGAUAUCAAGGAAGUCUUCGACCUCUUCGAUUUCUGGGAUGGUCGCGAUGGCAUGAUCGACGCCGUGAAGGUCCCAGAUCUUCUUCGAUGUGCCGGAAUGAAUCCAACCAUCAAGGUUUGCUUGAAGCACGGCGCAACAAAGAAAACGGGUACCUUUCAUUUAUUUAUUUGCCGGAAAUCAAAACAGUUAUCUUCAAUAUUUUAAAGUUCAUGCCUCUGCUUAUUUAUUUCCCUUGUAUAUGUACUGUGUUACUCUGAACGCUAUAGAUAAACAUUGACGGUUCGACCAGUAAAAGCGUAUUAAACAGCAUAGCAUGUUUAAUUUAAACAGUUAGUUGCAACCAACAAUCUAGAUACUGUUCUUCGUCGUUCACCACGGUUUUUAAACCAAUUUUCUCAGAAGAGUACUAUAGUGGAACUGCAAUUCCCGGAAUUUUACAUGCCCCUAAUGUGGCCGGAUUGCCUGGCGAUAAAUUCCACGGCCGUCCCAAUUUCUGCUGAAGCACAAAACGCUUCUAAUUUUCGAAAAACAACACGAUUUUAAACCACAGUGCUGGUUGUUCUGUGUGCCUGUCCUUCGUCUUGCACACUUUGUAAUGUUUCCAGACGAAGGCACCGUUUUGCUUUAUUCUGAGGAUUCGAGUCCCUUAGGCAUAAACUGGCCUUUCUGAGGUAGCCUGCUGCACUUUAGGGAAAGAAAGUAUUCAAGAACGAAAACAUUAAAGAACCGAAAGAACUGUUCGCUUUCUCUGAGUUACCACAGCACAUCAGAGGCAUAGUGCCGGAAAACAAUCGACAUCUGAAUACAUAAAAUUUAGGCGAACGUAGACUGUCUCUGUAUGAUUUAUAUGCACUGGUCAAUCUUCGCCCAUAUUAUGCUUCCCUUAUUUCGAUUCCCCAACGAUCCAAUAAACAGGUGAGAAACAAUACAAAUUUGACGAGUUCUUGCCAAUUUACGACUCGAUUAUCAAAGAGAAGGAGGGAGGCACCUUCGCUGACUAUAUGGAAGCCUUCAAGACCUUCGACCGUGAAGGACAGGGCUUUAUCUCCGCAGCCGAGCUGCGACACGUCCUCUCUGGCUAUGGUGAGCAUUAAAUUUGUUUUUUAAUGACAUUUCGUGUAGGUGAGCGUUUGGAGGAUAAUCAGAUCGACGAGAUUAUCAAGCUUACCAAUCUUCAUGAAGAUCUUGACGGGAAUGUGAAAUAUGAAGGUAGCCUUCUUAAAUAACAAUAGUUUUCUUUGAACAAUUUCGGUUUCAUAUAUUUGAUAAUAAUGACAUAUUUGGAAACGCACGUUUCCGAAAUACAUUGCGUUUUAUUAUGUUAAGGAGGGAGAAAUUUAAAUUUAAUGGGGACAUUAUCAAGUAUUUUAUUGCGCGAUUUGUCUGAGAGCUGCACUGACCCUUAACAGUUGUUGUGAAAAUAAGGCAACACCCAAUGAGGUCACCUAAAUAUACGCAGGCGACUUUCGCAAGCGUCGGCAUUAAUUCGGUGAAGCCUUCCUUCACCUAAUGCCAGGCUGCAUCAUCAGUUGUGACGCUCUUCUGGAUUAAAGAGCGACGGCUUACGACCAACUGGUAAACAAUUAAGCAUCAAAUGCAAUCCAAAAAUCAGUUUCUUGUCGUCAUGCUGACAUCGUGAGGUCAAUAAGGUCAAAAUGCCCCUUCUUUUCAAAAGUAAAUGUGAAAUGUAUCUUGCUGGAACAAAGGUUACAGAAAAAAACUUUGUUUCCGUGUCUCGGCUUUGAGACACUGUAACAAAAGAUUAGUCCAAAAUAAUGUAAGAGUGCGGUUCUGCAGAGUUUGACAGAAUUCUCAACAAUAACACUGAAAGGACUGAUUUGUGAUGCCUUUGAUCUUUUCUUUUUAGAAUUUAUCAAGGGCGUCCUCGAAGGCCAGCCGAAAUAA